AUGUCAGAAGCUUCAAAGAAGGCGUGUAGCUGUAAUUUAAAGGACAGCAAUGCUGGCCCACCACAGCUGGCUGUUGGUCUUCCAUCCAUAAAAGAUGUUACAACAACAAUGAAACAGCCAGAUCUACCCGCUGAUGUUCUACUGUUAACCGUUAAGGACUGUGAGUUCUUAUCCUGUUACAAUGAGCUAAAAGAUCCUUACAGAUAUUAUUACAAGGAUGUUGGUUUCGUUUACUUCAACAACGUUCAAAGUCAUGAAGAGAAAGUAAAAGUUGCUCUGCUAAGAUGUAAUAAAGGUUCUGUUGGCCCAAGCAGCUCUCUGAUUGCUGUCAAGAAUGCCGCCCCUAUUUUACAACCCAAGGCCGUGAUAUCUGUUGGGGUAUGCAGUGGUCUCAAUCCUGACAAAACUAAGUUAGGGGACGUUGUUGUAUCAGCCAAACUAACAACAUAUGCAUCCAAAGUGGUGACAAGCGACCAAGAGCAGUCAGCUGGGAUGAGUAGUCAUGUGAGUAGGCUUUUCUCAAAAAUAAUCUCGAACUGCGCUGAUGGAUGGCAGGCACCUUUAAAAAACCCAGAAGAUCGUCAGGUCAACGUUCACUGCAAUGGCGAGUUCCUAAGUGGCCCAGAGCAGAUCAGAGCUCAAUGGCGCCGAAAGGAACUUGUCGACCGUCACCCCCUCGUGGCAGGAGUAGAGAUGGAAGGAGAAGGUGAGUGCAUGUCACAUUAGCUGUGAACAAUAGCGUUCUUAUACAUGCAGCUAUUUCAAUUUACGUUGUCGUAUAAAGGCUUAAAGCCUACGUCGCAAGGACGCAAGGUUAUGUGGGUAGCUGUAGAUCCUUCAAGAGGUCAUAAAGGUGCGGUUAACAGUACCAUAGAAUGCUUUAAAACGUCACAAACGUUUAACUUCACGGCUGGGAUUGGUAAAUAUUUAUGAAAUACACUAGAGUCCAGUUUCGAAUUCGAUAUGAGCGCUGAAUAAAGAAGUGAAGACGCAUUUUUUACAGGGUUAGCCUGCACUAAAAGUAAAUGUAUUCACAAAUUCCGCUGUUUUUUACUCUGUUUAUUGUGUUUUCUCAGAUUUCAAACACUUACUUGCCGAAAUUUGUGAAUAUUUUACUUUAUGUCGAGGCUAACGCUGUAUGAAUGUGUCAUUAAUGUUUGUAUUCAGCGGUAAUUUUUAAUUCGAAAAAGGACUAUUAGCCGUACUACUUUGCAGUCUCAGCAGGUAAGUUUUUCGACAUCCGUUUUGGGAUACAUGUAUUACUAAAAGUGUUUGAAAGAGUGUUUGCAAACGCCAGUUUUUUUGUAACGAAAGAACGAAGGGAGGACACGCGCGCACGACGGGAGAAAAGGUGAGGAGGCCUCCUCUCCCCUUCGCGUGUUUUGCUUGCGCUCUCUAAAAAGCGGACCAAAAAAAACUAUCUGGCGCCUGCCACGCAGGCUAUUGAAAGAGCGACGAAAAGAUUUAUUUUGAAUACUUACGUGGUAAUUACUUUAAGUCUUAAGGUAUUAGGUGUUUACACACUUGACUGCAAUAACUGGUGCACUCUUGGCGUCAUUUUCGCGCAAUAAUUAUAGAGUAAAAUUAAAUAAGAAGCAUACAUGUCAUCGCUAAAAUAAAUAGGAACAUAUGUCUGUGGUAUUAAAAUCUGAUCUGGGAUCGUCUGAAUACGUAGGACACAAACAGCUUUCGAUGAAGAUGCAGAACUUUACAGCUGCAAACUUAACUUAACGGAACGCCAACGGAAUGUGAAAUGAACUUUUUCACUUAUACAAUAAAGUAAUUGAAUGAAACGUGUUCAUUGUAAGAAAAUUGCUGUCAGCAAAUCAAAAGAAACGGCGUGAAAAUCAUAAUCUGUCGUACUUAGCUGUCGUUGAGGUCUGGCAUACCUUGAUGGUGUUUUCUUGUCUCUGGUCAGUUAACGUCCAGUUUGUAAUUAGAAAGACAUUUUUGUGAAAGUUUAUCUGUCAAAAAUUAUUGGAAAGUAAAGAAUUACACAUGCGUCUAUGCGCAAGGCAAUUAAUUUUUUAGUUUCUUUAAUCCACAAAACUUGAUUUCCUUAAAAGAACACUUCCUAAUUGUAUUCCUUAUUUCAGGUGUUUUCACGGCUGCAUUUGAUUCUCAACUCGAGUGGCUCAUUGUUAAAGGGAUAGCUGAUUUUGCGGAUGGUGAGCAAGCGAAUGCAGAGAGAUGGGAAGUCUGUGCUAGUGUGAUGGCAGCAUCUCUUGUCUCACACAUUUUAAGUGAUCCUAGUGUUUUUCGCACUUGGCCUCAUCACUCAGGUAUAUUAUAAAUUCUUGUCAGUUUGGUGUGUGAUGAUUAGGCGCAGAAGUUACAGGCCGAAUUUGGUGUCGUUUCUGGUCAAAAAUUCAGAUUACACAUUCUUUCCAUAGCUAUAAAUUGCGUAUCGACUGAGAGUGAGACACAAAACGCUAAUGUUGUUUUUGCCUGAUUCUUUCAGUGGAUGGUCUCUUUGAGGCUCAGCACGAUAGUGCUAGGAAGCGGAAGCUAACUGAGAACCAUGCAGGUAAUAUAUAAACAUUCAAUUUUUAAAAUGUUCUUCUUUAUUCAAAGCUGACGUACUAUACCUAUUCCACUCUUUGCUUCACUUCGGUUUCAAUGAGUCGCCCCACCAAUGCAAUGCGGGAAGUCUUGUGGAAUCCGGAAUUUUGGGCUUUGGAAUCUGGAAUUCAACUCUUGGAAUCCGGAUCUCAGCCCAGAAAUCCGGAAUUCCGCAGCAAUUAAAAUCCGUAAUCCAAGUUCAACUGACAAGGAAUCCAGAAUCCAGUAUAUGGAGUCCAGAAUCCACAGCGUGGAAUCCAGAAUCGAAGACUUUCUUGGAUUACCUUAUAUGGGGCGAAAUGAGCAAAACAUUCAUCAUGAGACGCGUACAGCUCCGCACAUGCCCCUGACAGAGUUGACGAAGUCAGUUUAUUCUUUUGUACCGAAUCACAGUCUGUUAAGGAAAAUGUGUUAGUAAAUCCACCCAACUCAAAGUCAAAGAUGCUGUUGUCGGCCUACAGCUAUUUUGAUUAACGUUGCAGUAAGAAAGUCUUUGCGAUGAGAUCGCAAAUCAAUAUGGGUAAUUCCAUAUAAAAAUUACCAAAUUCUGAAGAAGGUAACCGUUUGUGCCGUUUCAUAACAUUCUGUGGCACUGUCAGCCGCGAAUGUAUGACCAAAUUGAAACGAAUUCACAUGCAGCUACUCUCAUGACCUUGCAGUCUUGUGGAGUACUCAUGAGACCUUGAAGUACGACGAGGUUAACUGAAAUAGAUCAUAACAUGAUGCGGCCCGCAUCUCAAUCAACGAUCUUCUUCAACAGGUGCUUUGUGCGAUGACCAGAUCUCAAGGCAAACCAAAAGGGGAAUGUAUUCUGGCCACUUGUUUCAGCAAAACGAAUCCAUAACCCGGCAGCAUCUAGCAGGUAUGUUUUUCUAACAAUGCGCUCAAAUUGUGACACUUUAUAAGUCUAUAGUCAGUUUGUGGUUCGCAUUAUAUUAGUACAGCUUUUGAAGCGACCAACAGCAAUACCCCUAAACUGUUCCAAAUUGUGAGGUAUGGUAAAGUUUUCUGCUUUAAUAAAGCUUCCUUUUCUUAGAGGAAACUACAAACGCAAAACAGCUUUGAUUUGCGUUUUUUAUGAGUACAUUCACUCAUCAAACAGAGACUGAAAACGGAGAUUGAUACUGGAGAGAGUGACUAAUUUGCGUGUGGGGCUCGCGUGCGACACACGUCGUCCACGGCGCUCUAGGCCAAAAAAAAAAUGAGCCGACCACAAGCCAUUUCAACAUAAAAAAAAUGGACCUUCCCACGUAUUUUAACAGUUUUGAUUCGGAUCAUUAGGCUGGAGAGAAGACCUUAAAAUCACUUCUUAAGUUGCUAAGUUAAAGAGUGAAUUGGUGAAAACUAACCAAGGUAUAGCUCCGAAAAUACGCGAAGUUUUACAGACGUUCCUAUGGAAGAGAGCAAGUUCAUUACCCCCCCCUCCCCAUAACAUACAAAAGUCUGUAAAAUUUCCGGGCUUUGUCACGUUUCAAGAAUAUCUUCGCUCGCUCUGAACUUUAAACUAGGUAAGUUUUAAACAAGGUAAGUUUUAAGGCGCUAUCCAGUAGUCUGGUGUCGAUGGAUAACUGUUACUUAAAAUCGUGGAAGGGUCUGUUAAGUGCAAAUUACAUAAUUAAAAGACGCAAAGACAAACCUAUGUUGGGUUUUUGUAAAUAUUUCUUCACAUAAUUCAUGCUUCUUCUUAAUUAGGAUUGAGAAUCAUUAUAGGUAUCCCAAAAAGGUCGGCUAUAUCGAUGUUUAACUCGUUCGUUUUGCAAGGUUACAAAAGCAUAAAAGCGUAUCGUAGACGAUAUACAGAGCUUGAACAGCUUGUAUGACAGUAUAAUAAAACCAAAUCGAUCUUAUUUGUAUUUCCUAGUGGUGCCAAGUAUCACAGAAAGGAUUCGUCAGCUUUACAAACGUCGUGAAGGACGGCUGGUACCAUUUCCAUGGUGUGAUGAUCUUAAUUUCAACCUGAAUGAGAUUUUCACCCGACUGAAGAUCGUGAACAAAGAAAAAACACGAGGAACAUUGACGGAUGAUGAAAUCACCAACAUGACUGCUAUCUUUAGACCUCACCCUGAUUGCCCGAAACCACGGAUUCUUUUGAUCGAAGGAGAACCUGGCAUGGGAAAAACCACCUACUCACAAAAACUGGCGUAUGACUGGGCAAAUAAACAGGAUGAAUGGGACACGUCUUUUCCAUCAAUUGAAGUGCUGCUCUUGCUUAGAUGCAACGAUGUUAAAUCUGGCAUCUGGGAAGCUAUUGACGACCAACUUCUUCCUGAUGAUAUUGACGAACAGGCUAAGGAGAAUUUUUUCAAAUACAUCCAAGAAAAUCAGGCCAAAUGUUUGCUACUGCUUGAUGCAUUAGAUGAGGCAGAUUCCUUUAAACUGGACAUGUACUACUCGCUCGUUCAGAGUAAACUCCUCCCAGGCUGUCACAUUGUCAUUACAUCUCGACAUGAGGUCGGAAAGAAAGUAAGGCCAUACUGUGACACCCUGUGGGAGAUUGUAGGAUUUACUAAAGAGGAUGCGGAAAGUUUUAUCCGAAAGUAUUUUAAAGGCAAGGAACACUUGGCUAAGGAGCUGAUUAAACGAAUCUUACGUUCAAACUAUUCUUUUUUGACUACUGGUCAUCCACUUGAAACGCUAGGCGAGUUAACAAAGAAUCCACUCAAUACAGCUCUACUCUGCUGUCUUUUCGAGGACUUCGAAGGUGUUCUUCCAACAAGCAGGACUGAGUUGUACGUUGAAAUCGUUGUCUUUGUGUUGAGAAGAUAUGAAGAAAAAAACAGACUUAAAAGCAGCAAUAAAGACUUGAUUUCAGGUUAUAUGGAAGAACUGUUGCUUUUGGGCAGCUUCGCGUUAGAAUCCCUCCUCGAAGGAGAGUCGUACUUUGUAAAGGACGAAGAUACCGUCAAACUUAUCAAUUUUGGAUUCUUGUCUUUUCAACAAGGUGGCACCAAGCGCAAACCUUGCACGCGCUGUGCAUUUUUACACAAAAGCUUUCAGGAGUUUUUUGCUGGCUUUUUCCUUGCGUUUCAGGUUAUCAGCAAAGAAAGAGACUUUACCUCAGUUGUAGAUGAUAAGAGAUACUUGGAUAAACUGAGACAGGUCCUUUUGUUCAUGAGUGGCAUCAUAGCCUCACGGAGUGAGGAAACUGCAAUGUCGUUCUUUAUUGUUAUUGCUAAAAAAAUCAGCUCUGCCCAAGACAGUAAAUCAUAUAUGAGUUUAGCUUGUGAGAGUUUGUUGAAAUGUUCAAGUGUCCAGGACAGCCUUGAAACUCGCCUAGUUUCUAGUUUAGGUAAGCACUUUGACAUGUCGUCCCUGACUAAGGUGAAUUUUGGCGAAACAGGGAUACACGAUGCUGGUGCUGCUGCGAUCUCUAUGGCCCUCACAGUAAACUCCUCCGUGACUAGUUUGGUUUUAAUUUCUAACAGUAUUGGUAGCGCCGGUGCUUCUUCUCUUUCUCAAGCCCUCACAGCAAACUCCUCCCUGACUAGUUUGAAUUUAGGUGGUAACAGUAUUGGCGACGCCGGUGCUUCCUCUCUUUCUCAAGCCCUCACAGCAAACUCCUCCCUGACUAGUUUGGAUUUAGUUUUAAACAGUAUUGGCGACGCCGGUGCUUCUUCUCUUUCUCAAGCCCUCACAGCAAACUCCUCCCUGACUAGUUUGGAUUUAGGUGGUAACAGUAUUGGCGACGCCGGUGUUUCUUCUCUUUCUCAAGCCCUCACAGCAAACUCCUCUCUGACCAGUUUGGAUUUAGGUGGUAACAGUAUUGGCGACGCCGGUGUUUCUUCUCUUUCUCAAGCCCUCACAGCAAACUCCUCCCUGACUAGUUUGAAUUUAGGUGGUAACAGUAUUAUUGGCCAGGACCAGUUUGAUUUUAGGAAAUAACAGUAUUGGCGACGCCGGUGUUUCUUCUCUUUUUCAAGCCCUCACAGCAAACUCCUCCCUGACUAGUUUGAAUUUAGGUGGUAACAGUAUUAUUGGCCAGGCCGGUGCUUCUUCUCUUUCUCAAGCCCUCACAGCAAACUCCUCUCUGACCAGUUUGAUUUUAGGAAAUAACAGUAUUGGCGACGCCGGUGCUUCUUCUCUUUUUCAAGCCCUCACAGCAAACUCCUCCCUGUGUAGUUUGGAUUUAAAUUUAAACAGUAUUGGCGACGCCGGUGCUUUUUCUCUUUCUCAAGCCCUCACAGCAAACUCCUCCCUGACUAGUUUGGAUUUAGGUUUAAACAAUAUUGGCGACGCCGGUGCUUUUUCUCUUUCUCAAGCCCUCACAGCAAACUCCUCCCUGACUAGUUUGGAUUUAGGUUUGAACAGUAUUAGCGACGCCGGUGCUUUUUCUCUUUCUCAAGCCCUCACAGCAAACUCCUCCCUGACUGGUUUGGAUUUACGUUAG
Porites lobata is the source of this 6949-nucleotide messenger RNA. The record is from the annotation of a GenBank genome assembly. Lineage: Eukaryota; Metazoa; Cnidaria; Anthozoa; Scleractinia; Poritidae.